CAGGCAGUCAGCUGCAGAGGAGCAACACAACAGCUGCUACUACGACUUCACCUGUCAGCCAUGAAGGUUGUCAACAUUGGUCCAGAUCCGUCUCUAGCAUAUCGGCCAAAUUUGGAGAAGAAUGAAACCAAAGAGAAGGAAGACUACAGAAACUUUGAGACUGGAAGUCUAUUCGACCGCGUCUUCAACACGUACAAACUGAUGCACACCAACCAAACGCUGGAGUUUGUGAAGCAAAAGCACUCUGAAUGGACCGGAUGCAACCACACGAAGAUGGGGAUGAUGGACGCCGUCAUGUCUCUGGAUCAGGUGGUGGAUGAGUCUGAUCCUGACGUGGACUUUCCCAACUCCUUCCACGCCUUCCAGACAGCUGAAGGCAUCCGCCAGGCACACCCAGACAAAGACUGGUUCCAGCUGGUGGGUCUCAUUCAUGACGUUGGGAAGAUCAUGGCUCUUUGGGAUGAACCCCAGUGGGCCGUAGUGGGCGACACUUUCCCCGUGGGCUGCAAAUUUCAAAACUCCGUUGUCUUCAGAGAGAACAGCUUCCUGGACAACCCAGAUGACAAAAAUCCCAGUUACAACACUGAAUACGGAAUCUAUGCACCAAACUGUGGCCUCGACAAUGUCCUCAUGUCCUGGGGCCACGAUGAGUAUCUCUAUCAAGUUAUGAAGUUCAACAAGUGCUCCAUCCCAGAAGAGGGGUUGUACAUGAUUCGCUUCCAUUCCUUCUACCCCUGGCACUCCCAUGGAGAUUACUUGCACCUGUGCAACGACAAAGACCUGAAAAUGAUGCCCUGGGUCAACGAGUUUAACAAAUUUGACCUGUACACAAAAACCACCGAUCUGCCCGACGUCGACAAGCUGAAGCCGUACUACCAGUCUCUGAUCGACAAGUACUGUCCUGGAGUGCUGCAGUGGUGAAACAAAGAAGUCGACGGCGACUCCGUGUUGACAGAAAUCAGCCGACAAACAGCAUGAUUAUAAAUGUUGUGCUACACGAAUGGCUUCAUGUAUUGCUUUAACGCAACACUUUAACUGAACAUAUAUUAUUUAGUACUCAGAUCCUCGACUGAAGUAAAAGUCCUGCUUCCACAUUAUUCAAAUACAAGCAUUCAAAAACUUACUUGGAUGAAAAUUAUCAGCGAAAUGUACUGACGGUAUCGAAAGUAAUCAUUCUGCAGAAAAAUGUUUUACUGUUAUUUAUGAUGUAAAGUAGAAAAUUGCAUUACUUAAAAAUACAGCACUUAAGUAAAUGUACUUAGUUACAUUCCCCCACCACCACAUAUCCUUUAAUAUAUCAAGUUUCAAGCUACCUAGAAUAUGGCGAACUGCAAAUCUUAUGUCUUUUUACAAUUAUGCUCACGUAUUACUAUUCAUCGCAUACAAUAACACAUGUACAAAUGAUUAUUUUUAUUUUAUUGUAUUUUGAUGUUUAAAAAUGUUUUAAAAGACCUGCAGUGUUCUGUGUGGUGUUUCAUUUCUAAUACUUAAAAAAAAAAAAA
This is a messenger RNA of Stegastes partitus (bicolor damselfish), 1502 nucleotides long. RefSeq names its product myo-inositol oxygenase (gene miox). The record is from RefSeq and is a predicted model, not a curated record. Gene Ontology annotation, cellular component: cytoplasm. Gene Ontology annotation, molecular function: iron ion binding; inositol oxygenase activity. The transcript is spliced from 10 exons. Bases 61 to 921 code for a protein of 286 amino acids. NCBI's taxonomy places the organism in Eukaryota, Metazoa, Chordata, Actinopteri, Pomacentridae. Gene Ontology annotation, biological process: inositol catabolic process.